Elephantulus edwardii (Cape elephant shrew) is the source of this 1182-nucleotide messenger RNA. It is a transcript of the gene CIART, whose product is annotated as circadian associated repressor of transcription. Gene Ontology annotation, molecular function: RNA polymerase II cis-regulatory region sequence-specific DNA binding. Gene Ontology annotation, biological process: negative regulation of DNA-templated transcription; circadian regulation of gene expression. The record is from RefSeq and is a predicted model, not a curated record. Lineage: Eukaryota; Metazoa; Chordata; Mammalia; Macroscelidea; Macroscelididae. Gene Ontology annotation, cellular component: nucleus.
AUGGAUUCUCCAUCAAGUGUUUCUUCCUGUUCUCCCUUCUCCCGCUCUUCCUCUUUUUCCACCUCACCAGUGAACAGUAACUUUGGCUUCCUUUCUGAUAGUGAGGGGGAGGAGAAGGGGGCUCCCAGACACAGGCCAGAUACAGUUGGGCAGACUGGAGGUUCAAGGCCUAGCCCAGGUCCUAUCCGAUGCAGGCAUCGACCCAGGGUUUCCAAUAACCAACAUACAGCAUCUCACCCAGAACAGCAACGAGGCUUGGCCUCUCCUAUGGCAGGAUCUGGGGUCAGUAGGUCAAGAAAUGGUGAAUUGGAAACCAGUCUACGAUUCCAAGGUUGUACUACAGAGGGAGACUUGCUCUUUGCUCAGAAGUGUAAAGAGCUCCAAGGAUUCAUUCGUCCACUCACAGACUUACUGAAUGGGCUGAAGACCGGUCGGUUUGAAAGAGGAUUGAGCAGUUUCCAGCAGAGUGUAGCAAUGGACAGGAUCCAACGUAUUGUAGGUGUUUUGCAGAAGCCACAUAUGGGAGAGCGUUAUCUAGGAACUCUACUGCAGGUCGAAGGGAUGUUAAAGACUUGGUUUCCUCAUAUAGCUGUCCAGAGGUCAUCUUUGAGUGAAAGCAGGCACCACCUACCUAAGCAUUUACCAAGACAUCCCACUAAUCUGGGUGUUUCCUCUUUGGCACCUCCCAUGGAAAAGAUGAAACAGACACAGUUUGGACAUAUACUUUUGAAACAGAAGCAGCCUUGGCACCUUACAGAGUGGCCAGCCAUGGACCUCACCUGGAUCCAUACAACUCCAAUUUGCAACCCCCCUCUUAGUUCCCCAGGCACCAUCUCUCUAAGCCAUGGUCCUUUAGGCACUGGAACCAGUAUUGGUGUCAUCUUUUUACUCCAGCAUGGAGUGCAGCCCUUCACACAUUCUGCUCCAUCCACUCCAGUUCCAACUCCUACAGCAUCUCCAGUCAUCAGUGAUCCUGAAAAACUAUCUGGAGAAGGACCUUGUUGCAACAGUUUGCCAAUGAUUCUGCCUUCAAACUGCACCGUCUCUCCUGGUCUACCUAAGGGACAGUGGUUGACCCUGGGACACCUAGAGCAGAUGAGAAACCAUCUUCCAGUUGCCCCUGUUGUUCAGCUUCUUCACUCCUAUGUGAUUCCCAACUUGUGUAGAUACAUGUGUAUAUAA